Galeopterus variegatus (Sunda flying lemur) is the source of this 5144-nucleotide messenger RNA. RefSeq names its product ADAM metallopeptidase with thrombospondin type 1 motif, 3 (gene ADAMTS3). The transcript is spliced from 19 exons. NCBI's taxonomy places the organism in Eukaryota, Metazoa, Chordata, Mammalia, Dermoptera, Cynocephalidae. Gene Ontology annotation, cellular component: extracellular matrix. The coding region runs from base 1 to 2997 and encodes 998 amino acids. Gene Ontology annotation, molecular function: metalloendopeptidase activity. Gene Ontology annotation, biological process: extracellular matrix organization; proteolysis. The record is from RefSeq and is a predicted model, not a curated record.
AUGAAGGAAGAGGAGGAUCUGAAAAGGAGAACUCAGCAAGAGUCGGAUCUGGAAGGCCUUGAUGAUCUAGGUACAGUUUACAGCGGCAUUGACCAGCAGCUGAAUGAAACAAUAAGGCGCCGCAGACACGCGGGAGAAAACGAUUACAACAUCGAGGUGCUGCUGGGAGUGGAUGACUCUGUGGUCCGUUUCCAUGGCAAAGAGCACGUCCAAAACUACCUCCUCACCCUGAUGAACAUUGUGAAUGAAAUUUACCAUGACGAAUCCCUUGGAGUGCACAUAAAUGUGGUCCUGGUGCGCAUGAUAAUGCUGGGUUACGCAAAGUCCAUCAGCCUCAUCGAAAGGGGAAAUCCAUCCAGGAGCUUGGAGAAUGUGUGCCGCUGGGCUUGCCAACAACAAAAAUCUGAUCUCAACCACUCUGAACAUCACGAUCAUGCAAUUUUCUUAACCAGGCAAGACUUUGGACCUGCUGGAAUGCAAGGAUAUGCUCCAGUCACGGGCAUGUGUCAUCCAGUGAGAAGUUGUACCCUGAAUCAUGAGGAUGGUUUUUCAUCUGCUUUUGUGGUAGCCCAUGAAACCGGCCAUGUGUUGGGAAUGGAGCAUGAUGGACAAGGCAACAGGUGUGGGGACGAGACAGCUAUGGGAAGUGUCAUGGCUCCCUUGGUGCAAGCGGCAUUUCACCGGUACCACUGGUCCCGAUGCAGUGGUCAAGAAUUGAAAAGAUACAUCCAUUCCUAUGACUGUCUCCUUGAUGACCCUUUUGAACAUGAUUGGCCCAAACUCCCAGAGCUUCCUGGAAUAAAUUAUUCUAUGGAUGAACAAUGUCGUUUUGAUUUUGGUGUUGGUUAUAAAAUGUGCACUGCGUUCCGGACCUUUGACCCAUGUAAACAGCUGUGGUGUAGCCAUCCUGAUAAUCCCUACUUUUGUAAGACUAAAAAGGGACCCCCACUUGAUGGGACUGAAUGUGCUGCUGGAAAAUGGUGCUAUAAGGGUCAUUGCAUGUGGAAGAAUGCUAAUCAACAAAAACAAGACGGCAACUGGGGGUCAUGGACCAAAUUUGGCUCCUGUUCACGGACGUGCGGAACUGGUGUUCGUUUCAGAACACGGCAGUGCAAUAAUCCCAUGCCCAUCAAUGGUGGUCAGGAUUGUCCUGGUGUUAAUUUUGAGUACCAGCUUUGUAAUACAGAAGAAUGCCAGAAACACUUUGAGGACUUCAGAGCACAGCAGUGCCAACAGCGAAACUCCCACUUUGAAUACCAGAAUAGCAAGCACCACUGGCUGCCCUAUGAACAUCCCGACUCCAAGAAAAGAUGCCACCUUUACUGUCAAUCCAAAGAGACCGGAGACGUUGCUUAUAUGAAACAACUGGUGCAUGAUGGGACACGCUGUUCUUACAAAGAUCCAUUCAGCAUAUGCGUGCGGGGAGAGUGCGUGAAAGUGGGCUGUGAUAAAGAGAUUGGUUCUAACAAGGUUGAGGAUAAGUGUGGUGUCUGUGGAGGAGAUAAUUCCCACUGUCGAACCGUGAAGGGGACGUUUACCAGAACUCCCAGGAAGCUUGGGUACCUUAAGAUGUUUGAUAUAGCCCCUGGGGCUAGACAUGUGUUAAUCCAAGAAGACGAGGCUUCUCCUCAUAUUCUUGCUAUUAAGAACCAGGCAACAGGCCACUAUAUUUUAAAUGGCAAAGGGGAGGAAGCCAAGUCGCGGACCUUCAUAGAUCUUGGUGUGGAAUGGGAUUAUAACAUUGAAGAUGACAUUGAAACUCUUCAUACCGAUGGACCCUUACAUGAUCCUGUUAUUGUUUUGAUUAUACCUCAGGAGAAUGACACCCGCUCUAGCCUGACGUAUAAGUACAUCAUCCAUGAAGACUCUGUACCUACGAUCCACAGCAACAAUGUCAUCCAGGAAGAAUUAGAUACUUUUGAGUGGGCUUUGAAGAGCUGGUCUCAGUGUUCCAAACCCUGUGGUGGAGGUUUCCAGUACACUAAAUAUGGAUGCCGUAGGAAAAGUGAUAAUAAAAUGGUUCAUCGCAGCUUCUGUGAAGCCAACAAAAAGCCGAAACCUAUUAGACGAAUGUGCAAUAUUCAAGAGUGCACACAUCCACUCUGGGUAGCGGAAGAGUGGGAGCACUGCACCAAAACCUGCGGGAGUUCCGGCUAUCAACUUCGCACUGUGCGCUGCCUUCAGCCCCUCCACGAUGGCACCAACCGCUCUGUGCACAGCAAGUACUGCCUGGGUGACCGUCCUGAGAGCCGCCGGCCCUGUAACAGAGUGCCCUGCCCGGCCCAGUGGAAAACAGGGCCCUGGAAUGAGUGUUCAGUGACCUGUGGUGAAGGAACAGAGGUGAGACAGGUCCUCUGCAGAGCUGGAGACCAUUGCGAUGGAGAAAAGCCCGAGUCAGUCAGAGCCUGUCAGCUGCCCCCCUGUAAUGAAGAGCCAUGUUUGGGAGACAAGUCCAUAUUCUGUCAAAUGGAGGUGUUGGCACGAUACUGCUCCAUACCGGGUUACAACAAGUUAUGUUGUGAGUCAUGUAGCAAGCGCAGUAGUACCCUGCCACCACCGUACCUUCUAGAAGCUGCUGAAACUCAUGAUGAUGCUAUCUUUAACCCUAGUGACCUUCCUCCAUCUCUAGUGAUGCCUACAGUUUUGGUUCCUUACCAUUCAGAGACCCCUCCUGAGAAGAAAUCUUUGAGUGGCAUCUCUCCAGUGGAAGGUCCACAUGUAUAUGCUGCUUUCAGGCCAAAGGGUAAAGCUGAUGGUGCUAACUUCCCCCAGCGGAGAGCUCAGCAAGCAGGAAGUAAGACUCUGAGACUGGUCUCAGGACCAUCCUCCCCACCCACCAAGAGGGGCCACUUCAGUUCAGCUCCACACAUGGCUGCCGCUGUCUCCUCGGCAGUCGGUGAUUCAAUAGGUGCUUCUUCUCAGGCAAGAACCUCAAAGAAAGCUGAAAAGAUUAUUGACAAAAGACGUCCAAUAAGAUCAUCCACCUUAGAAAGAUGAGAAAGUGAACCUAAAAGGCUAGAAAUCAGAGGAAAACCUGGACAACCUCCCUCUCCUCAUGGUGCACACAGCUUGUUUAAAGUGGAAAUUUCCAUAGGUCAUCAACUCAUUGCAUCUGUAAGUGGAAGAACAAAAAGUGCUGGUUCACUUUCUAGUUGCUUUCAUCCUCCCUUUGUUCUGCAUCGACUUGUUUACCAGAAUUCAUUGGAAGAAAGCACCAAAGAUUAUUAAUAGAAAGAAAGAAAGUUACUAAGGGUUGUUGGUCACUCUCUAAAGUAGAAAAGGGACUGGGACCAAUUGUGCAUAUCAGUUGAUUUUUUGUUUUUAAAAUGUUACAGUAAAAAUAAAAAAGAGAUGCCAAUGGUUUACACUUUAACAAGAAAUUUUGGAAAUGGAGUAAAGAAUUUUUAGGUAUUCCUAUUUAUCUAUAUUAGAAAUAUUGUAUGAGCAAAUUUGCAGCUAUUGUGUAAAUAAUGUAUAUUGCAGAAAUCAGUAUUAUUUUAAGAGAUGUGUUCUCAAAUGAUUGUUUACUAUACUACAUUUCUGGAUGUUCUAGGUGCCUGUCAUUGAGUAUUGCCUUAUUCGAAAUUCUAUAGGUUGAAUUUCAAGCAGAAUAUUACGAAGAAGUUAGAAUAACAGCUACUGACGAUAUGGAGGGCUUUGUUGAGUCAACAAUGUGCUACCUAAAUUAUAGAAAAAGGAAACUGCAGAUAAACAGAUCUCAGCUUACCUGUUUCCUUCCAUUCUUAUAAUUAAUCAGAUUGGUGUCUUAAUAGUCACAGGAAACUGAAAACAGUAAAUGAGCCUAUGUAAGACAAAACUGCGGCGCUCUUAUUAGGACCUCAGUUGGCACCAUUGAGAUGCCAUUGAGAUGCUAUUCUUUUGUGGGUUUUGUUUUAUUUUUGUUUGUUUUCCCAUUGUUGAUAUAUACAAAUAGUUAUACUUGAUGUACUGUAAUAAUCACAAAGGAAAAAUGUUUUGGGAUAACUUGUUUGUAUGUUGGUAGCUGAGAAAAGUAUCAUUGAACUAAAAUUGGCACCGAGUAGGGCUUUGGAAGCAGGUACCAGAAAGCACUUGUCAAUAAUUGAAAUAUUUAUUUUCUGCAUGGCUCAUACCCAAAUGUUCACAACCACAAUGCAUCUGACUGCAAUAAUGUGCUAGUAAUUUAUGUCAGUGAUCACCUUGCUCACAGUGAAGCCAGAAAUGCUCUCCCCAGGGAGUAGAUGUAAAGUACUUGUAUAUAGAAUUCAGAACUGAAGAUAUUUAUUAAAAGUUGAUUUUUUUCUCGAUAGUAUUUUUAUGUACUAAAUAUUUACGCUAAUAUCAAUGACGUAUUUUGGUAAGCUAGAGAGACAUAAUUAGAGGUUUUGCUUUGUGCAUAGAGGAGAAAUUUAAGUGAACUACCACUGCCAACUCAAAGAGCUAAAAUUAAACAAAUUUGAUGUUAUUCAAAUGUUUUGCAAUUUUAAUGUAGUUGAUACAAAGUCAACGACUUGUUCCCAUUCAAGGAAACAUGAAAAAGUAUGAGCUCACCUAGCUGUUUAAUAAAAUAGUGAAUUAGAAACAUUUUUUAAAGUAUGUGAAAGACAUAAAUACUUCAUGACUUAUACUUAAAACAGAAAAAAAUGUGUCAUCAGCAUAACGUUUUUGAGAUCAGUAUCUGAACUGUCUAAGAAUAUAUUAUGCAAACUAAAAUGUGGAUGUGUUAGCCUCUCAAAGCGCAGAAUGUGCAAGGACUUCUGCAUUUUAAUCAUUGUAAACUAACAGCCUAACCUAUUGACUCUAUACCUCUAAAGAAUCGCUGCUACUUUGUGCAAGAAUUUUGAAGGUCAAAUGAAUUAGUUGAAUUCUAGAUAUUAAAACAAUUCCUGAGCCUUAAAUAGAAGUCAUUUUUUUUUCCUAAAAAUUUCCCUAGAAUAAAAUUCUCUCUAGUUUGCUUGUAUGUGCAUAUGUCUGGUCCACAGGGGAAUAUAGAGAAAGGUGGUCACACACGUACACCUCCCAUAAAGAUGUACAUAUUUGUUAUACUUCUGACCUUCGAGCUUUCUUUUCUACUAAGCUAAAAAUUCCUUUUUAUCAAAGUGUACACUACUGAUGCUGUUUGUUGUAUUGGGAGCACGUAGCAAUAAAAAUGUUAACAAAACAUA